Capsicum annuum is the source of this 1410-nucleotide messenger RNA. RefSeq names its product protein NRT1/ PTR FAMILY 5.7-like. The record is from RefSeq and is a predicted model, not a curated record. Gene Ontology annotation, molecular function: transmembrane transporter activity. The transcript has 3 exons. Gene Ontology annotation, cellular component: membrane. Gene Ontology annotation, biological process: transmembrane transport. Bases 1 to 1410 code for a protein of 469 amino acids. NCBI's taxonomy places the organism in Eukaryota, Viridiplantae, Streptophyta, Magnoliopsida, Solanales, Solanaceae.
AUGCUAGCCAUAUUUGUAACUCAUCUGACAGAUGACUGGGAAUUGGCACUACCAGAGGCAGCUCAAAUAGUGAAUAUACAUGAAGGACUCUCAUCCCUUCUUGUCAUUGUGGUUUCACAACCCUCUGACUCCUACUUUGGUCUUUUCAACUUAAUUUUCUUCACCCAUACUGCAUGCUUUUAUUUCGCUGGACGAGAUGUCACAUUGAAAGCAUUUCGUGCUGAUCAACUAUGGAGAUCUAAUGAGGAUCCAAACCUUGAAGAGGAUCAAGAACUUGUACAGAUACGUCAAAAACUUAUAUGGGGAGUUAACUGGAUUUUAGGUAUAAUUGCAGCAACUUUAUGGUCCUCAGCAAAUGAAGUGUGGGAGACACUUGCAAUGGUAGCAGCAUUUUUUGUGUUCUUGCUAGGCAUCCGAUUCUAUGUACGCAAGGUUCCAUCUCCUAGCCCCAUUCUUUACGUUUUCAACGUUGUUAAAGCAGCAGUCUUAAAGAGACGUCUUGAUUAUCGAGUUUUUCCUAGUCAGUUGUUCAAGAAUGACAUUAUAAGUGACACACAGAUUCCUCCUCAUAUUUCAUUGCUCAGAUGGUUAGACAAAGCCGCGAUUUUGGAACUACCGCAGACUGAGCAAGCUGAAACUGCAGGCAGAUUUUUUGAGGUAGCAGCAAAGGUGAGGGAUGUGAAGCGUUUGAUAAGUAUGCUUCCUCUUAGGUUGACUUUUUUUGUAUACAGUCUCGUAGGGGCUACAGAAGGCACCUUCUUUUACUUACAAGCUGACUUCAUGGAAUCCCAUGUCCCAAUAGUAGUUUUUGUUAUCAUCAAGACCUCUACAAGCUCCAUUGUAGCAAUCCUAUGUGAAUUGAUCAAGAAAAAAGGACGUCCUCCACUGUAUAGAAUUGUACUUGGAAUGUUAUCUUCUUUUUUUUGUUGUCUAACUGCUUGGGGAGUCGAAGUUUACAGGCGUAGUGAAUUGGAACUAUGGGUGGACAACUAUAAUAAAGAGCACUACAAAACUAAAAUCAGUGUGUUUUGGCUAACACCUCAAUUCUUCUUGGUUGGCCUUAUGGAUGGACUUUCGUCGAGUGGACUCCAAGAUUUCUUCGAAACUCAAGUUUGUGAUUCAAUGAAAGGGUAUGGUCAAGAAUCCAGUGAAUUUGUCACUGGCAUUGUCAAAUUGUUUAGUGUGAUGAGAAUCCUCAUUUUCAGACCCUGGUUUAAGGAAGACGUAAACAAAAGUCGUCUGGACAAGUACUAUGCUAUGCUAAUGGUUCCUACUUUCCUUAACGUUUGCUUCUGCUGCUUUGUGAGCAACUGGUAUGCCAAUCAGCAGCCCCAUGUCAUCGUUGAAGUUGUUCGUGAAUCGAGGAAGAGGAAAGGUUUAUUUACUGAAUCGAAGAAGAAGAAGAAAUGA